CGCUUCCGGUGCUUUCCGGUAGCGAACUGUACAUCCCCCGCUUCGUUUCCGCAAUGGCGCUUUCUCUGAGCCUCCGCUUGGGCGGUCGUGUCCGCGCCGCUGUCACUCGCUGUGGGUUCGCGUCCCAGGGCGUGGCGGGCCCGGGUUCUGUCAGCCGCGAGCCGGACCCCGAUUCCGACUGGGAGCCGGAGGAGCGGGAGCUCCGGGAGGUGGAGAGCGCUUUGAAACGACAGAAAAAAGCAAUGCGAUUCCAGAAAAUUCGAAGGCAAAUGGAGGCUCCAGGUGCUCCACCCAGAACACUGACAUGGGAAGCCAUGGAGCAGAUCCGGUAUUUACAUAAGGAAUUUGCAGAGUCCUGGUCAGUUCACAGGUUGGCAGAAGGCUUUGAUGUCAGCACUGAUGUUAUCCGAAGGGUUUUAAAGAGUAAGUUUGUACCCACUUUAGAGCAGAAAUUGAGGCAGGAUCAAAAGGUCUUGAAAAAAGCUGGAAUUACCCGAGCAGCUCUGCAGCUCCCCGUUUCUGAAGAUACCUUGAAGCCGCUCAGUGUGGGCCGUUCUAUGUCUGGCCCUCUGCUGGGGCCAGGGGAUGAAGUCUCCUCUAAAAGUCAGAAUCACAGCACAGCAUUGAGAGUGGUAAAGUCAAACAUCCACAGCACAGACGCACAGAAGAAACAGGAAGGAAGGAAUAGGAGAAUCCAAGUCUUGGAAGAAAGCGUGGUGCCUACCACCACAGCCAUGGGCCAUCGGAUAGAGCUUCAGAAACACACAGCCAGUGAUUCUGAGGCCGCUAGAAGAACUGACAGUGAUGCACGGCCAAGUGCUGAGAAGCUGGAAGAGUUGAAGGCUGGGGAGCCAGGUGACCAAAACUUCAGCAGCAAAGUAGUGCAGAGGGGGCGUGAGUUCUUCGACAGUAAUGGAAACUUCCUCUACAGAAUUUGAGCUUGGGCCUGGCUUUUGGAGAUGCCUUGACACAGCUGGACAAGUAGACUUGAAGCUGCCAGCAUUUAUGCACACCAUUGGCCACUGUGGAGUAAGAAUUGAUGAGGCUAUGAUGUGGGGGGAGGAGCUGCUUAGGUAGGGUCAGACUUCCUAGAGUAAGCCUCAGGGAUCCCCCUGUGGAGCUAAGUUCUCGCUCAUCCUUGUUGCUUCGUGGUCUCGCUGUUGAGAAAAAGAAUUCUAUGUAUCCUAUCAUGGGUUUCUGUGAUAUUGUGUUGGGAGGAAACUGAAAGCUUGCCUCCUGACCUCAUUUCCUUUCUAAUCACUGAACACUAUUCUUGACCUGUCAAUCAGUUGCUUUCCUUAUGAGCGAAAUAAAGUACAAUGGAGCAGUU
Messenger RNA from Apodemus sylvaticus (European woodmouse), 1330 nucleotides. RefSeq names its product neugrin, neurite outgrowth associated (gene Ngrn). Gene Ontology annotation, cellular component: nucleus. Bases 54 to 938 code for a protein of 294 amino acids. The record is from RefSeq and is a predicted model, not a curated record. The transcript is spliced from 3 exons. NCBI's taxonomy places the organism in Eukaryota, Metazoa, Chordata, Mammalia, Rodentia, Muridae.